AUGGCAGACCCCAAGCCCGGUCACGAAGCACAGAUCCAGACAACAAUGAGAGCAAAGGUCGAGGGCCGCCUCGCGCUCAGACUCCGCAUCGCAAUCAAGGUCGAGGUCGAGGUCAAGGUCGCGGUCACGGUCACGGUCGCGCCUAGACUCCCGCUCAAGGUCCCGCUCCAGAUCACGUUCUCGAUCGCGAUCACGCUCGCGCACUUCCUCGCGCCGCACUCCCCACCGAUCGACCUGCGCGGCCACGAGAAGCCGAUCUCCCAGGUGCGCAUCUCCCCGGACGGGAGGUGGAUCGCCUCUGCCUCCGCAGACGGCACCGCCAUGAUCUGGGACGCCGCGACGGGCGCCCACAUGGACACCUUCGUCGGCCACAUGGCCGGCGUGUCGUGCCUGGCCUGGAGCCCUGACAGCGAGACCCUCGCCACCGGUUCCGACGACAAGACCAUCCGCCUGUGGAAUAGGACCACCGGCGACCCGGCCCACGCUGGCGGUGCCGACGAUAAUGCCGCCGCCGCCGCCAUUGGGAGGAUCGGCACGAGCGCUAGGGGCAUCGGCGGGCGCACUGGCGAUGCGGGCGUUAGGGGCAGCGGAGGAAGAAAACCCCUUUUGGGCCACCAUAAUUAUCUUUAUUGUCUCGCAUUCAGCCCCAAGGGCAACAUACUUGCGAGCGGGAGCUACGAUGAGGCAGUCUUCCUGUGGGAUGUGCGCGCCGGGCGACUUAUGCGGAGCCUGCCGGCACAUAGCGACCCAGUGAGCGGUAUCGACUUCUGUCUGGAUGGCACGCUGGUGGCGAGUUGCUCCACGGAUGGGUUGAUACGCAUCUGGGAUACCGCCACCGGCCAGUGCCUCCGCACCCUAGUCCACGAGGACAAUCCUUCCGCCAGCUCCGUUUGCUUCUCGCCCAACGGCCGCUUCGUGCUGGCCAGCUACACCGACUCGUGCGUCCGCCUGUGGGACUUCAUCAACAUGCCCUGCGCUGUGAAGAAGACAUACCAGGGUCACGUCAACGAGGGUUACUCCAUAGGCGGAUGCUUUGGAGUGGUGCGACGCCGACAGCCUAGGCUUGCUCAAAUUCCCACGCAGAACGGCCACAUUGGCCAGCUGGACGGGGAAGUGGAGGAGCAGGCAGCCAACGGAGAGGAGCUGGCAGGAGACGAGCAGGCCGAAGAGGAAGAAUACGAUGAAGGUGUCCCCUUCGUCGCCUCAGCGAGCGAGGACGGCGACGUCGUUAUGUGGGAUGUCCGCACCAAGGAGAUAGUGCAGCGCAUCCCGCGCGCUCACGACGGCGUGUGCUUCUGGGUCGACGUCCACAGCGCCUCGGGCACCAUGGUCACCUGCGGCUAUGACAAGCGGAUCGUGGUCCACCGCCACAAGCACCUGGAGCCGGAACCCGAGGACGACCAGGGUCGCGCGGGUAGGGACGUUAACGGGGCAUACCCACAUGGCGAGGAUGAUGCAGCGGCAGACCAGACGAUGGAGCGCGAGGCUGUGUUUGAUCGGGUGAACGGUGAGAAUGGGCACGAUCACGGCCGCGACGACUUGGGAGAUGAGGAUGAGGUGGCGGAGGCCGCGGCUGAUGCCGACGUCCCGAUGAGCGAGUAG
Diaporthe citri is the source of this 1602-nucleotide messenger RNA. RefSeq lists its product as uncharacterized. Gene Ontology annotation, cellular component: Set1C/COMPASS complex. Gene Ontology annotation, molecular function: histone binding. The coding region runs from base 1 to 1602 and encodes 533 amino acids. NCBI's taxonomy places the organism in Eukaryota, Fungi, Ascomycota, Sordariomycetes, Diaporthales, Diaporthaceae. The transcript has 4 exons. The record is from RefSeq and is a predicted model, not a curated record.